Molecule: messenger RNA, 1959 nt
Organism: Aegilops tauschii subsp. strangulata
Lineage: Eukaryota; Viridiplantae; Streptophyta; Magnoliopsida; Poales; Poaceae
Product: putative kinase-like protein TMKL1
Biological process (GO): protein phosphorylation
Molecular function (GO): ATP binding; protein kinase activity
Source: RefSeq, a predicted model, not a curated record
AUGUCUGAACUCCCUUCCCCUUCGCCCGUUCUGCGCGUGGCUGAAGCACAUCGAUUUGGAGUUUACCAAAUCGGCAGCCAGCAAUCCCAGCAAAAAGCAACGGCAUAUGAUCGUCGCAAAACUAGGCGCAGGCAGGCAGGCGCAGACGCACAGCCGGCGACGGCGGACGGAGCCUCGGACGAGCCGAUGCACAAGGGGCGGACCAACUCCAUCCCGCUUCCCAUACUCGGCGUCCUCUUCGCCUACCUGCUCUACCGCUACCUCCGCCCGCGCCUCCGCGGCCUCCGCCUCGACCGCCUCCUGUUCCGCGUCCCGGAUUGCCUCCGCCGUCGCGGCAAUGCCACCCGGAGCACCCUGCUGCCCUACUUCGCGCCCAUCGCCGACCGCCUCGGCGCGCUGCGGCCGUACCUCGGCCCCAUCGCCGACCGCCUCGGGUGGGAUUCUAACAUCCCGCACGGCCACGGCGGCGCGGACGCGCUCGUCAGGUUCCCCGGCGGCGAGGGCCUGUCGGUGGCCGCCAUCCUCGAGGCGCCCGGGGAGGUGGUGGCCAAGUCCUCGCACAGCAUGCUGUACCGCGCGGCGAUGCGCUCCGGGGAGACGGCUGUGCGGCCCGCGUGCGCCGUGGGUGCCGACGAGGCCGCCGCCGCCGCGCGCCGGAUCGGCGCGGUCACCCACCCGAACCUCGUGCCGCUCCGCGCCGUGUACGUCGGGCCGAGGGGCGAGAAGCUGCUCGUGCACCCCUUCUACGCCGCGGGCUCGCUCCACCGCUUCUUGCAAGACGUCUUUGUUCACGGCAUUUGGUGUGAUGGAAUGAUGCUGGAGGCGUCCGCGGCGCAGGGGUACAAGGCGCCGGAGCUGGUCAAGAUGAGGGACGCCACCAGGGAGAGCGACGUCUACAGCCUCGGGGUGGUGCUGCUGGAGAUGCUCGCGCACAAGGAGCCGGCCGGCGACGAGGACCGCGCGCCGAGCUCCCGCGACAUCUUCUUGCCGGCGUCCUUCAAGAACCUGGUGCUCGAGAGGAAGAUCUCCGACGCGAUCAGCUCGGACCUCGUCAGGCAGAGCAGGAAGUCCGGGAACGAGAGGAAGCUGAACGCCUUCUUCGAGCUGGCCACGGCUUGCUGCAGCCCUUCGCCGUCGCUGAGGCCCAACACCAAGGCGAUACUCAGAAGGCUUGAAGCGAUAGCAAAAUGAUUACUUAAUUUAAGUAAAUGUGGGUAGGUUCACCGGAUUGCUACACUCUUAUCAGCAUUUGCAUCAUGGCAGUGCCAGUGUGGACCGUUGAUGGGAGUGAGGCAUUCAGACGUAGCACGAGACAGGGCUGAAGUGAAGGAACCACUGAACCUCUGCUGGAGAAUUGGGGAAUGGAGGCCGAUAAUUCAAGGCAGAGCACGGGCUCAGAUGAGCCCGGUGAACAGUACCCCGAUUUGAAAUACAAAAAAUGUUCAAAAAAUUCCAAUUUUUUUGUGGUGCAAGAUACUUCUGUGUGUGAACUCCGUGCAAAAUUUUUUGUGAAGUUUGGACAUUCGAGAACCCCGUGGCAAAAAAGACAAUCAGGCAUGAACAGUGUGAUUUUCAAAAGAAUCUCAGACAUCCAAAAUUUGUCUUCUUUGCCACGAGCUUCUUGAAUGUCCAAACUUCACAAAAUUUUGCACGGGGUUCACGCACAGAAGCAUCUUGCAUCACAAAAAAAUUUGGAAUUUUUUGAACCUUUUUUGUAUUUUAAAUUGAGGUACUGUUCACGCCCGGGCUCAUCUGAGCCCGGGCACCAAAUCGCCGCACUCAAUGGAGGCGCGCUUUAGAUGUCAUGGAAUGUGUAUAGUCAGAGUGUAAACGCAGUGAGGUUACUCGAUCGUUUGUAAUUUUCUUGUGCUUUACUUGAAACCGAUCAUGUACAAAUCUCCAUGUAAAUCUAGCCUUCGUCUGAUCUGAGUGUUAUAUCAGAUAUGAUUGGUAGGAGUA